Molecule: messenger RNA, 1621 nt
Organism: Protopterus annectens (West African lungfish)
Lineage: Eukaryota; Metazoa; Chordata; Ceratodontiformes; Protopteridae
Product: claudin-4-like
Exons: 3
Coding region: 290-937 (215 amino acids)
Biological process (GO): bicellular tight junction assembly; cell adhesion
Cellular component (GO): bicellular tight junction; plasma membrane
Molecular function (GO): structural molecule activity
Source: RefSeq, a predicted model, not a curated record
CUAGUCUGAAAUAUGACUCAGACAGGGAAGAUGAGGAGAAUCUAGCAGUUCAUUUGUGACAGAAGCUCUCAGUAUUUACAUCAAAGUUGUGGGACUCCUGCCAAUUUCUGAGAUCUAGAGGCCUGCCGUUACCUCUGUACCUGGUUUUGUCUUCAUUUCAGUGCAUUCUGUAACGAAAAAAAAAAACCUCUCUCCAGAUAUCCUAAGUUGAAGGAGUCCAGUAUUCCUGCUCUCUGCUGAAAAGUCUAUAUUAACAGCACAGACGUUUUUGUAGGACUGUGGACCAACCAUGGCAGCAAAUGGACUACAGAUAUUGGGCAUAUCGCUAAGUAUACUGGGCUGGGUUUGUACCUUCCUCAGCUGCUAUCUACCAAUGUGGAAAGUGACAGCAUUUAUCGAGAACAACAUUGUUGUGUCAGAAGUCUUCUGGGAGGGCCUUUGGAUGAUUUGUGUAUUUCACAGCACUGGUCAAAUGCAAUGUAAAAUUUAUGAUUCCUUGCUUGCACUGUCUGAAGACCUGCAGACGGCUCGUGCCCUCUGCACAAUAUCCAUUGCAAUCUCUUUCUUCGCAUUUCUCAUUUCCAUUGUGGGAGCCAAGUGCACUAAAUGUGUCGAAGACGAGGGAAUAAAGGCAAAAAUCAUGAUCUUUGCUGGGGUUCUUUACAUGCUUGCUGGAAUCAUGGUCCUUAUUCCAGUCUGCUGGUCAGCCCAUGUUAUCAUCCAAGACUUCUACAACCCAUUGGUUCCAACACCCCUGAAACGAGAGCUUGGUGCAUCGCUUUACAUUGGCUGGGCAGCUGCAGGCCUUCUGAUCUUUGGUGGAGCUAUUCUGUGUUGUUUCUGUCCUCCAAAAGAGGACCAUUAUCCUGUGAAGUACAAUGCUGCGCGUGCAAUGAGUGCCACUCACAGUAGCCAUGCAUUUCAUAACUACGUUUAAUGACCUACCUGUACCUCUUACAGCAAGGAAACAGCCAAGCAGAAUUCACGGACUAUGCAACACGAUCUUGUACUUUUUUCAAGCAACUCUAUACACUAUAUUCUGUUCCACUAGUGAACAGACUGCUCACUAACUUAGCCUGCCAUGGACCUCUAUACACUGCAUUCUGUUCCACUAGUGAACAGACUGCUCACUGUCUUAGCCUGCCAUGGACCUCUAUACACUAUACUCUGUUCCACUAGUGAACAGACUGCUCACUAUCGUAGCCUGUCACGGACCUCUAUACAUUGUAUUCUGUUCCACUAGUGAAUAGACUGCUCAUUAUCUUAGCCUGCCAUGGCCCUCUAUACACUGUAUUCUGUUCCACUAGUGAAUAGACUGAUCACCAUCUUAGCCUGCCAUGGACCUCUAUACACUGUAUUCUGUUCCACUAGUGAAUAGACUGAUCACUAUCUUAGCCUGCCAUGGACUUUUAUACACUGUAUUCUGUUCCACUAGUGAAUAGACUGAUCACUAUCUUAGUCUGCCAUGGACCUCUAUACACUGUAUUCUGUUCCACUAGUGAAUAGACUGCUCACUAUCUUAGCCUGCCAUGGACUUUUCUAACAGUUUAAUUAGUUUGCACUUUUUAGAAAACAAAAAUCAUUAAAUCUUUGCUAGAUAAUCAAGUUGUUACUGUUUUGC